Messenger RNA from Laetiporus sulphureus 93-53, 1640 nucleotides. RefSeq lists its product as uncharacterized. Lineage: Eukaryota; Fungi; Basidiomycota; Agaricomycetes; Polyporales; Laetiporaceae. The record is from RefSeq and is a predicted model, not a curated record. Bases 104 to 1285 code for a protein of 393 amino acids. The transcript is spliced from 4 exons.
CCGCUGCAGCAAUAGCCAAAUCCAUUCUGUUAUUUGGAACAGUCGACUCCUUCUCUGCGCAUCUGUUCUUGCAUCGCAACCGACGCCUCUGUUAGCCCCCGCGAUGAUAUACUAUCUUCUUGUUUCGUUUCGCGAGGGGCUUCAUGAUUUGUUCGCUGGCGUUCUCCGUGCACGCAAUCCUCGCACCGUUUUCGAUGCAUACUUCGUCGUUAUCGACAGUGUCGUAAUUUUAGGUCGAUGGGUUCUGCGUUUGCUCACGCAGUGCUGUUUGUGCAUACGUAUCCUUCGGUCACUUCCCGGUGCGGUCACCGCGGCUAUCGAUGUUGUCAGUGCGCGAUCGCAUUGCUCGUUUCCUACGUUACAUGCCGUUGGCGGCAGCUGCCGACGGUCCAUGUUUGUUAUGAGCGAAGACCUGAAGACAUUUCCGGUAUUACUUGGGUCGUCAUCGUUGCUCGGCUUACAACCUGCCGUUGUGUAUCGUCGUCAACUUCUUCGAAAUGAUGUGACAUCUGCUUGGAACGAGUGCGUGUCAUCCGUUGCGGUCGAAGUGCCGUUUUCUUUUCUGGUUGAACGUCUUCCGUUCCGCGCUCUUAGCGAAUUGGCUCGGAGUCACAACAUCGUCGUCGAUUGGCGGCGACGAACGUUGGACGGUUUAUGUAACCUUUUUUCUGCUCACCAAUGUGGCCUGUCCUGCCCACUCACAAUGAGUGUGUUCGAUUUUCGAUCGGAUGGUCUUCAUGUCAUUGGCGUGGACUGUCGUGAUUCUUUCGUGACUGCUCAGCUUCUCCUACGCUUUCCGAUCCUUUCGCGUUGUCGUCCUGAACCCACUGUGCGCUACAGAUUUUCUGGUAUGGUUGACUGUCUGCGAGGUGUCCCGGAUGAAACACAUCCUGCGAUUGUGGUAGACAUCCCUAUUAGGUAUUUGGUGGAGCGAUUACCUUUCCACGCUCUAAACGACAUUGCACGCUGGCAUGGGCUUUCGCCUGACGGGGAAUCAUGGAUUGUGGACGAGUUGGUGAUGAAACUGUUAACUCAUCAUUGUUUCCUAUGUGCCCGUCGAUUUCCUUCGUUCAUUCCUAUAAGUGUGGAUUGUUCGAGCGUGAAUUCGCGUGCGCGCGCAGCGUACUCUCUGGCACCGUGUAUUCCGAUGCCUUCGCAAUCAUCCGUUUGCUUUCCACCUGAUCCGCUUAGUCGCAUUCAUAAACUUGAGAUUCUCCACAGUUGGAACGAUAGACUGGAAUUGCCAUCGGUUCACGAAAAGCCGUGUGCCGUAUGCGCGACGUAGGUCCGUACUUGCAAUGUGCUCACUAUCCGUCUGUCUUCCAUUGACCUUUCUCCUAUCACUCGAGAUGGAGAGGCUGUGACGAGGUUAGAACGUCAAGCGUGUUCAGCUUCUACGAUCCCACCAAUUCACCUUGCCGCCGAUGGAGCUGCCCGAGGCGGCAACGAUUCUUCUGCGAUCGCGGGUGUUUAAACCUCUCUUUCGAUGCCACUCGCACGCACUCACCGGACGACGUUGCCGUGUCAUGGCGUAUGGGCGACGCACAGUGUUGCGACGAAUGUACUGUGACGGUCCAACAACCCAUCGUCUUCGCCGGCACCCGUGAUAGGAUGGCGGUCUAUAUUACCUACGACUCCCU